This is a messenger RNA of Drosophila ficusphila, 6081 nucleotides long. RefSeq names its product adhesion G protein-coupled receptor A3 (gene Remo). Gene Ontology annotation, biological process: G protein-coupled receptor signaling pathway; cell surface receptor signaling pathway. NCBI's taxonomy places the organism in Eukaryota, Metazoa, Arthropoda, Insecta, Diptera, Drosophilidae. Gene Ontology annotation, cellular component: plasma membrane. Gene Ontology annotation, molecular function: G protein-coupled receptor activity. Bases 556 to 5532 code for a protein of 1658 amino acids. The record is from RefSeq and is a predicted model, not a curated record. The transcript has 3 exons.
GAUCGAUAUGGGCGGCCAAACGAACGAGGGGCGUGGAGAUCGCCCCCUCCUCCACCGCUGCCCCGCCUCUUCCUCCUCCCCGUGUUGUUGUUCUUUUUGUUCCUCACGCUGACGUCGACCGCGACUGCGACUGCGGCGUCGACGGCGGCAGAGGGUCAGGUGCAUUCGAAUCCGGAAAAUCAGCUACAAAAUCCGGAAUCAACCAUCUCCGGAUCGAGUACAUCAUGCCCACGGAAGUGCAGUUGCCGGAAUAUAUCGGAAAACAUACACAGCCUCAAGAUUCGCUGCGACGAGCAGCAGAUAACCAACUGGCGGGAAUUGGAUUUCGGGGAGGAUGUGACCAGUAUUGUCAGCAUCAAUGCCAGUAAAAACUCCAUUGCCUCGAUUACCGCCGAUGAUUUCCGAAACUUUACGGAACUCAAGCGUUUGGAUCUGUCGUUUAAUCUACUCACUGAACUGGACAAGGAUACCUUCGGCCAUAGUCUGGCCCAUGUGGAGAAGCUGAAGCUGGCCGGGAAUGCCAUAAGCCAUAUAUAUGAAGGCACCUUCGAUCAUAUGCACAAACUCAAGCAGCUCGACCUGUCUGGAAAUCCGUUGGCCUGCGAUUGCGGUUUGAUCUGGUUGAUUGCCUGGUCCAAUGCCCGGGAUGUGCGCCUCCAACCGCCACCGAAAUGCGAUUCCCCGGGCAACUUUCGCGGGAUGCCGCUGAAGAAGCUGCGCGUGGGAAAAGACUUCCAUUGCGAGACGCUGCUGCAGCCGCUGCUCGAGCUGAUUCCCAGCCAGAAUCAGGUGGCCUUCGAGGGCGACGAGCUGCAGCUGAAGUGCUACGCGCCACGGGUGGCCAUUGGAGUGCCCAGGGAGAGCGAAGAUCUGCCCACGAAGGCGUACGUCUUUUGGGGCUGGUCGGAUAAGAUACGGGCCAAGAACUCCACGGAGGAUAUCAUUUACCAGGAUCCCGCAAAGGUCUUCGGCGAUGUGAACCUGGAGACGCGCCACUCCACGGACUCGGGCAUCCUGCAGUCGAUCCUCCGCAUCGCCAGCCUCACCCAGAAUCACACGGGCAUGUGGGACUGCACGCUGCGCAGCCAGCAGGCGAAUCUCUCGCAGGCCAUCGUCCUGCAUGUGGUGGCCAAGGGCACGCUCUACUGCGAGGCGCGCGUGGUGCACACCAACAAGGGCACCUACCACUGGCCGCGAACGAUGCGCGGCGAAACGGUGCUGCAGGAGUGCGUCGAGGAGCCCAGCGACGCCACCCAAUCCCGGCGAGCUUCGCACGAGUGCGGCCCCUCUGGCGAGUGGCUCAACUUGGACACGGAAAGUUGUGUGUACGUCAGCGAAACCACGCGCAUCCUCGAGCAGUUUGCCAAGGUGAAUCUGACGCUGACGAAGGGUCAGAAUGCCCUCGAGAUUGCCCGGCGUUUGCACAACUUCACGCAGGCACAAACGCAGCUGAACCGCAUCCGGGAUCCGAUGGACUUGGAGUACAUAGCCCGCACUUUGGUCAAGUACUUGGAUCAGCUGGAGCAGCCGCAGCAGCAGCAGGAGAUCAGUCACCUGCUGAUGGACAUCGUGUCGCAGCUGUUGAACCUGCCGGCGCACCUCUUUCGGGCCGCUCAAUCCGAACAGGGAACGGGUCAACGGUUGCUCCACGUCGUCGAAUCCUCGGCGAUGCGUCUGGCCCUGGCCAGCACACAAGCGGAACCGCUGCCCGCGGAGAUGAUUCCCUGGCGCGGAUCGCUGGCCCAGCAGCGGAAUCUCUUCGUGGAGUUCUUCAACAUCAGCCUGGAUGCCUUCGUCAGUCUGUCGUGCGUUUGGCUGGAGCAGAGUCCGCGUGGAUUCCAGUGCAAUAGCGCAAACGACACGAUUCCCAUGUACGAACACGGCGACAUCGAUGCCGCCAUUCAGUUGCCGUACAGCGUGAUUGGAAAUGGUUCCACCACCAGUUCUACGCAGUCGAUUCGCAGUCUCCGCCUGAUGAUAUCGCUGCACCGGAAUGGCAAGCUGCUGCCCAAUCUGCGUGGCAGCCACAACGAGUCCCUGUCGUCGGCGAUCAUUGGCAUUCUGGCCUACAGCAGCGAAGGCGAGGCGAUGCAGUUUCGGGCGGAGAACGAGCUGGAUCCCGAGGAGGAUGUCUACCAGCAGAGGGUGACGGUGAUGCUCAGAGCUCAUCCGUACCACAAUCCACUGAGUGCACCGCAGCCCGCCUGGUGGGAUGCCGAGGAGCAGCGCUGGGAGCCGAGUGUCUGCCAGCAGCACUACCAGCAUCGCACCCUGGUGAUGUUCAGCUGCAGUCGCACUGGCUACUACGGCCUGCUGCAGCGGAGUCGCUACUUGAACGACUUCCGGAGCGAGGAGUCGGGCGCCCGGUUUCGUCAUCCGCCGGCUGCCGUUUACGCGGGAUGCGGCCUGCUCUUCGCCUGCUGCGCCUUCAAUGCGGUCACCUUUGCCGUCUUCGGCAGGGCAGUAAGGAUCAAUCGGGUGCAGCGGCAUGCUCUGGUGAACACCUGGCUGGCACUCGGAGCUCUGGCCUUGGCCUUCUCGCUGGGCAUCUAUCAGACGGCCAGCCAGCCGCAGUGCAGACUGCUGGGACUGCUGAUGCAUUACCUGGGACUGUGCGUGCUGCUUUGGGUUUGCGUGAGCUUGAGCAGCAUGUACAAGCGGCUGACGAAGACGACGACGUCGUCGGGACAGGCGCAGUGCCAGGGACAGGAGAUGGAGCCGCAGCGGGAGAGGGAACGCAAGCCCAUCCUCGGCAUCUACCUGGUGGGAUGGGGCAUCGCCCUGCUCAUUUGCGGCAUCAGCAGCGCUGUGAAUCUGGCGGAAUAUGCCACCUACGACUUUUGUUUCCUGCACAGCGCCACCACCUUGAAUGCUCUGCUCGUGCCAGCCGUGAUCCUGGUCAUCUUCUGUGGGAUCCUGGCGCUGUGCAUCUACUACCAGCUGAGUCAGCAGGCGGUGAAUGUGCUGCAGCUGCAGAUGCAACAGCAGCAGCAUCGCCAGUACUCGGACAACAACACGCAGGCCACGGAGCACAUCGAUCUGGACUGGCUGGAUGCCAAUGGCAGUGCGACGACGGCGGCCUUGGGUGGCGGUCGCAAGGAGCAGGAUCACAUGCAGGAGCAGUACAGCACGCUGAGUAACCCCUUGAGCAGCAUUGUGGAUGACUUUGAGCGAUCGAAUCUCUCCCACUUGAGGGGUCACUUUAUAUUUCUAAUCCUGUACGCCGGCGCCUGGUUGUCCGCUGCUGCGUAUAUAACCAAUGGCCAGGAGCUGUACGUGCUGUGCUUCGCCGGCUGCUGUUCGUGCCUGGGCAUCUUCCUGCUGAUCUUCUACAACCUGAGCAGGAACGAUGCGCGGCAGGCGUGGUCGCAGGGCAGGAGAUCGCAGGGCAGACCCGCCAAGCUGGUCACCUACAACAAUGGCAGCCAGGCGAGGGGCACCCUGCCAGCGGGAAUGAUGCCGGGACCGGGAACAGCGAUGAUCAGCAACUCCAUAGUGGCCUACAAGGCGAAUCCCGGUCCGGGCAGCCUCUACGAGGCCAACAACUCGGCGGGAUCGCGAUCGAACAGCCAGUGUUCGCGGAGCAUGCGCAGCCAAACCAGAAGCCAGACGCGGAGUCAGCAGGAGCAGUUGCUCCAGGCGAACGGAGCGGGCGGAGUGACCAUCAUAAACAACACAAGUGGACAGCAGGGAGCAGCGGCAGCAGCUGGCGGGGUAACUGGCGCCGGAGGAGGUGGAGGAGCAGGUGGUGGAGCUGUGCCACCGCAUAGCCUGAAUGCACUGCUCCAUGGAUCCAGUCACGACCUGAUACCCUCGGCGGAGAUCUUCUACAACCCCAAUCAGAUUAAUGUGGCGCGCAAGUUCUUCAAGAAGCAGAAGCGCCUGGCCAAGCGCAACAACUUCGAGCUGCAGCGGCAGACGAUGCCGCAGAUGCAGCUCCAGAUGCAGAUGCAGAUGCAGCUGCACAGCCAGCACAGCUUGAGCGACGCCAGCUCGGAGCAGCUGUACAGCCGGCACCACAAUGCGAUGACUCUUCUGGCCGGAGGCAGCAAGAUCAACAACACGAACCUGCACUACAAGCACCAGGGAUCCCCGAUGGCCGGGGGGCCCAAGGAGCACGCUUCUGGCGGGGAUUCGAUGCAGUUCAAGCGCUUUGUGCCCGCCAGCGCCUCCUCGGCUAGCAAGAUCAUGCAGGCCAAUAUCUACACCAACAUCCCGGAGACCCUAACUCCCCAGCACGAGGUGAUCAAGCUGCGGGCCAAUGGAAGGACGCGGACACCUUCGCUGCUGGACGAAACGCUGCACGAGCAGGACGACGACGAGGAGGAGGAGGAGGCGGAGGAGGAGGAGGAGCGUGUCCAGCCCAUGGCCACGGCAAUGGUCGAGGAACCCGAACCGGAACUGGAGGACGAGGAUGCCAGCUCCCUGGAUGAGCACGCCCCGCUGUAUGCCAACACCUUACCGCCGGCGAGCGGAAUGAGCAGUCUGUUCCGCAACCGAGGAGGAGGAGGAGGCGGUGGACACCAACCCAUUAGCGCUUCCACGCCCGUCAAGCAACCCAGCCUGGAGGCCAUGAACAGUCUGGGUCUGCCGGAGGUCAGCCUCGAGGAGCCGCUGCUGCAGAAGCACGAGAUCUACGUGUCCAACUCGCUGCAGGUGACCACCAGCAACAGCAUCCAGCUGGACGACGACUUCCCCAGCGUGCUCAUUCGCUUCAGCCAGCAGCAGCAGUCCAAGUCGCUGAACAACAUCAGUGAGAUGCUGGCUGGCGCCACUCCCUCUGGGUUGGACAGCCUGGAGGAGUCUGGCGGUGAGUCCGGCGGUGGCCAGCUGUCUGGCAAGGAGGCCAGCACGCUGGAGGAGCAGCAGUUGCAGCAGCAGCAAUUGCGACAGGUUUACUCCUGUUCGAGCAGCAAUCUCAGCCAGCUGAAGGGUCAUCAUCAUCAUCCGGCCACCUCGGUGGACGCGGAGGACGAUGGUCGACUGCUGUCCGGGAGUCCGACGAACGAGAGCGAUCUGAACUACCAGAACUCGGAGAUCAGCAUACGCAGUCAUGGACUGUACGCUCCCCAGGCGGACAACGAUCUGAAUCUGACGCUAACCGAUGACUUCCGCUGCUACCAAUCCUCGAAUGCCAGCGAUGCGGAUGUGGAUGUCCUCAACGAGUUCGACGAUGAGUUUGUGGCCGCCACUGGUGGCGAGCGGGUGGCCGGGGAUGUGGUGGAGGAUCAUCACCACGAUCACGACCAGGACACCUCCAUCGAUGAGCUGUACGAGGCGAUCAAGUGCCGCAGUCCGUUGAGGAGCAAACAGGAGCAGCAGACGACCACCGUCGAGCGCUUCGAGAGAGAAAGGGAGCGCGAACGCGAGAAAGAGAUGGAGAUGGAGAUGGAAAUGGAGGCCAAGCAGAUGAGCAAUUCCCACAACGAAAAUCUCAACGAGACGAUCGAGGACGACAGCAGCCAGAGCAGCGUGAUCUCGUACAUCGAUCCCCGGGCGGCCAACGAGGCGCCACGCCCCUUUCCCAGCUAGCUCAGCCCGACCGUAGUUAGAUGUAUAUAGAAUAUAUACAAGAUGUAUAACCAGAUGAAAGCCCAACCCACCAACCCACCCGCUUGGCCGGCCAACGAAAUAUUCGCGCGCCAAUGCCAAAGUAUUCCUCCAACUAUUUUUUGUACCCAACCCACUGACACUCCCCGAUCUAUAUAUAUAUAUAUAUAUAUUUGAAUAUAUAUAUUUUGGGAGUGCUUAUAUCCUAAGUUCAUCCACUCAGCAAACCAGCUAAACAACACGAACUUGUAAUUAUAGUAAGGCCCUUCCCCUAUUUAUUCUGACUAGUAUUACUCCACUUCACACACUCACCACGGAGCCAACUUCAUCCCACUCAUCCAAUUAGCUGGUCACUAGGCUAGAUCGUUCUGCAUUUCAUCAUCAAUGACUCGGAAUCGGAAUCGGAAUCACCGCACCCGAAACGCAAGUCCUACACGCAUUUGAUAAGUUUUAAAUUUUGGUAAAGCAAAAUGCAUUUAAACGUAGGCUAAGUUUAUAUUUAGAUAUAAAUAAAUGAAAUGUUCACUUAAA